CUCCUCGAGAGUCUCCGCAAUCCCGAUAACAAAAGGUUGGAAGAGAAGGUCAAGGAAUUGAGGGAACGAGAAGAAGCCCAUAAUGCCAAAGCUGCGCAGAGACUGAAGGAUCUGAUCGCCAGCAAUUCCACUCUCCCGGUCACCAUCUCCUCCAUCCGCCUCAUCGGUCAAGGUUCUCAGCACACCAGAAGAUCUUUUCUAGACCGGUUAUUCAAUCCAAUUCUCAGCGCGAAUAGAGAUGCACCAUACACAUUAUCAGAAGCAUUACAAGAAGCCGGAUCAGCAGCAGACAAGCUCCGGCGUUUUGAAAUCUACCAUGAUGUCUCCAUGUUCAUCGACAAACCCUCACCCACCGAUCCCUCCUCAACCCCGACCGACAUAAACAUCUUCCUCUCCGCCCGCGAGCGCGGCCGCGUAAACCUCAAAACCGGCACCGACAUAGGCAACGUGGAAGGCUCAGCAUACGGCAAUCUGUUAUGGCGCAACAUUUUUGGCGGCGCCGAAUCCCUCUCCCUGAAUGCCUCAAAAGGAACACGUACUCGCUCCUCCUACCAAGCCAUCUUCGACACCCCGAUAGCCAGUGAUCCAGAUAAACGCCUCACAAUCGAUGGCCAUGCAUCCUCAACCUCCAAACCCUGGGCUAGCCAUGAAGAAGUUUUGAAAGGAGCAGGACUGAAAUACAGCUGGGCGGCAAAGGGCGGGAGUGGACACCAAGUAUCGUACUCGGGCAUAUGGCGACAAAUCACGAAUCUAGCUGCGGGUGCAUCACCUACAAUAAGAACUGAUGCUGGUGAUAGUGUCAAGAGCAGUAUAUCGCAUACCUGGACUUCCGAUCACCGCGACAACCCUCUCCUCCCCUCCCGCGGAUACCUGCUUAAGACCGUCUCCGAAAUCGCUGGCUGGGGUCCUCUCAGUGGCGAUGUAGGCUUUUGGAAAAGUGAAAUAGAAACCAACGCCGCGGUACCUAUCCCCAUCCCCGGGAUAAAAGGCGAUAGCGGCGUGUCUUUCUCCACAGGUCUACGAGCAGGAAUGCUAUAUCCCCUUCCUGUUGGAUUCGGCGGCGCGCCUGUCCCAAGUCGAGUCAACGACCGUUUCCAACUCGGUGGCCCAACCGACAUCCGCGGCUUCAAUAUCGGUGGUCUGGGUCCACGCGACGGCAAUGACGGCGUAGGGGGUGACAUCUACGCAGCAUUUUCCUCCAACCUCCUAUUUCCCUUUCCUCGCGUAGGCAAAGACACGCCUCUCAGAUUACAACUAUUCGCCAACGGUGGCCGGCUACUGGCUUUGAAGGACAAGGGGGGCAAUACGUCCCAGAGCGUGUAUAGCACUAUUGCGGGCCUCGCAGAUGGAUCACCCAGUCUGGCGGCUGGUGUUGGUGUUGUGUACGCGCACCCUAUCGCGAGGUUUGAGUUGAAUUUCAGCUUGCCGCUUGUGGUGAGGAGAGGGGAGGAUGCGAGGAAGGGCUUGCAGUUUGGGGUGGGGAUUAAUUUUCUGUGA
Messenger RNA from Lachnellula hyalina, 1497 nucleotides. Its product is annotated as SAM50-like protein. The transcript is spliced from 3 exons. The record is from RefSeq and is a predicted model, not a curated record. Gene Ontology annotation, biological process: protein insertion into mitochondrial outer membrane. Lineage: Eukaryota; Fungi; Ascomycota; Leotiomycetes; Helotiales; Lachnaceae. The annotation marks the transcript as partial. Gene Ontology annotation, cellular component: outer membrane; SAM complex.